UGAUUGGUCAAAUGCUUAAAGGGAUUUAUUCCAUUCAUGAAAUAGUUCAAGUUGCCAUAAGAUUGUUUUAGCACGUUUAAGGUUUACCAUUUAUAGCGAUUUUUACUGACUUUUGCGAUGUGGAUAUUGCAAAGCUUGAAAUUGCAAUAACGAUAAAUUUGUGAUGUAUAGGGCAGGCCUAAAAGGUGCUAUAUAAAUCAAAUGAAUUUGAAUUUGGCGUGUGGAGCAGGUUCCUCGCUGCCGUAACGCCUCAGUGGCGGGAACUCCUUCCUCAUCCUCAGGACUUCAUAACAGUCGACUUCCUCGCUUCCUCAGCCUUUCAGCAGGUCACACAGGAAAAAUGCAGAAAUGGACACGGAUGGACUCUGCAGUGUGUUUUCACCACAACUCUGUUUGUGUAGACGCGUCUCUUCUGGGGAGUUACAGACCAAGAGCUGACAGAGUAGACUCUGCUGUGGUGAAGGUCCAGCAGCCUCCAGAAGCCUUGUCCGCACGCAUCAGAAGUCCUGUGGGAGGCUCAGCUUCGGCCCGCCUGGCCGGGUGGGACGGCAAACGUUCUUCAGACGCCAGCGGCCUCAGAGACAGAUUGCACAAAGGUCCGUCCAACUCAGAGCAGAUCCACAUCAGAGUCCAGAAGCUGCUGCAGACGCACAAGUCCACCUGGAACCACAGCGAGAGCUUUGACCCGUAAGCCGAGCGUCCCGUCAGGACUUUGUCUUCAUGCCGACGCACCUGAACUGGUUGAUUCGAUGCUUCUGCAGCAGCUUAGUCAAAUUAUUUCCCCUCAAUAUUCCAGUCACAACUUUGAAAGUGUUUCUGUAACCCUUGUGCUAUCCUAGGCACUUUACCAUUGGGAGUUGGGUCAUCUAGACCCACUAGACAGUGCUCUGAACCUUUUUUCUUCAAUGAUUUGUG
Molecule: messenger RNA, 915 nt
Organism: Oryzias latipes (Japanese medaka)
Lineage: Eukaryota; Metazoa; Chordata; Actinopteri; Beloniformes; Adrianichthyidae
Gene: spata6
Product: spermatogenesis associated 6
Biological process (GO): spermatogenesis
Cellular component (GO): sperm head-tail coupling apparatus
Molecular function (GO): myosin light chain binding
Source: RefSeq, a predicted model, not a curated record